This is a messenger RNA of Plodia interpunctella (Indianmeal moth), 1622 nucleotides long. Its product is annotated as very long chain fatty acid elongase 7-like. Gene Ontology annotation, cellular component: endoplasmic reticulum membrane. The record is from RefSeq and is a predicted model, not a curated record. The transcript has 5 exons. Gene Ontology annotation, molecular function: fatty acid elongase activity. Gene Ontology annotation, biological process: fatty acid elongation, polyunsaturated fatty acid; fatty acid elongation, saturated fatty acid; fatty acid elongation, monounsaturated fatty acid. The coding region runs from base 332 to 1132 and encodes 266 amino acids. Lineage: Eukaryota; Metazoa; Arthropoda; Insecta; Lepidoptera; Pyralidae.
AUAUAUAUAUAUAUAACUAUUACUAAAGCUAUAUACAGCAGUUUCAAUUAGGUAACAUAAUAAGAAAUAGUUAACAGUUUAGAUUGCAAAAAAUGUUGUAUAAAAAAGGUCGGUUUAAUUAGCAAGGAACCCUAAAUUUCUGUCAUUUUAAGUAUAAGAACUUUGUGCAGACUAUCAUUCGCCCUUCUUUAGUCACUAUUUAAAAACUAACGGAGGCAUUUAUACACUUAUACGUGUUUCAGCCUCUCCGUGUGUUUAAAAUUCUAAUCUUAUUUUCAUAAACAAUAGUUUCUUUUUCGGAAUAGUGCCAAUACCGAGCUAAUACCUUAAAAUGGACUCACCAUUGAAGUAUAUAGUGGGAUUCCCGGCGAAGCAUGCUUACGUAGACGAUUGGUUCUUAAUGUCAUCUCCGAUACCGGUCAUAUUAAUAUGGAUUUCGUACUUGUUAUUUGUAUUAAAAGUCGGACCUGCGUACAUGAAGAACAGAGAAGCGUUCAAACUAUUCAAUUUACUCAAAGUAUAUAACUUAUUCCAAGUUGCAUUUUCUCUAGUUCAAUUUUUAAUGGCUUGGGAACUAGUAAAACCCGCAGGUUACAUCGGCAUCACAUGCGACGAAGACGAACAAUCACAGAGAAGGCUCAACCGUUUCAUCUACAUCUACUUUUGGGCUAAAUUCUCCGAGUUAGCCGACACUGUGUUGUUCGUAUUGAGGAAGAAGCAGAACCAGGUGUCCUUCCUCCACGUCUACCACCACAGCAUCACCCUCUUGGCCACGUGGUACACGCUGAAGAUCGAGCCAGUGCAGGCCACCGCAUUCUUGGCUUACAUCAACUCCUUUGUCCAUGUAGUCAUGUAUGCGUACUAUGGGCUGUCGGCGUUCCCAGCUCUGACCAAAUACUUGUGGUGGAAGAGAUACAUCACCGCUAUGCAAGUGUUCCAAUUUGUCUGUGUCAUCAUACACGCCGUUGGAAAUUACAUCUACAGCGACUGUGCCCCAUCUUAUAUACUGCUUUUCACAAUUAUCAUCAACGAAGCACUAUUCAUAUACCUCUUUGGUGAAUUCUUCGUCCGGUCAUACAUCACACCGAAAAGGAAAGCCGAUAAAGCUGAAAACGCCGUGAAAGCUGAUUAAAAGCUGUAAUAGCGUUAAACUUUAAGCUCUGUGCAACUAUUGUAAAUUUGAAAAAAGAACAUUAAGAAUUUUUAAACUUGGAUCAGCGAAAGCCGACAAAAAUGGCGGACGCUCCAGACAAAAAAUAACCGUAAAGUUUCUUUCAAUGAAAUUAGGUUAUUUUUUUUAACAAACAUGGCUGACAAUUCUCUAUGGUACAUAUUAAUUAUGUAUGUUAUAUUGUAAUGCUAUUACCACAUACAAUUCAAUUUCAGUUGCUAUUAUCCGCGUACUUGUAACGGUUAGAUAAUAUCCCAAUAUCCCAUCAUAAACGACCUGUUUAUUUUUUUUUAAUGUAAACAAAAAUUCAAUUUAUUAAUAGUGAUUUAAAAAUAAAUGUAACGUUAUGUUAAUUUGUCCACCCCAAAAUAAUUGUAAAUGUUACUUUUGUUUUGUAUAUCUUAUUCUUACAUGUUUUUAAAUAGUUACCAAUAAAUGACGUUACUGGAUA